AUGAAGACCAUCUACCUCACGGCGCCGCUGGAGUUCCAGCAUAUCUCCACCUUCUUCGUCCGGCCCCUGGACGAGGAGUACAUCGACUUGUCGGCCGAGGUCGCAUUGCUGUCGCGCAACGUGAAGAUUCAGGGAGAUCCGACAUCCGAGCUUGACCAGUGGGGUGGCCACACGCAGGUGGCGUUUGGCGGCAUCUACCGCAUCGAGAACGCUGAGUUUUACCGCAUGGGGCAGACCGGAGAGAUGUCUCGGUACCCGAUCCACUUCCACAUCACCCAGGACUACGGCCAGUUCUGCUAUGCCAAGUACAACUCCAUUCAUCACAGCUUCCAGCGUGCGGUGGCCGUGCACAGCACCAACUACGUGCUGGUGAAGGGCAACGUGGCCUUCGACAUCAUCGGGCAUAUGUUCUUUAUCGAGACGGGAAUGGAGAUGCACAAUGUGUUGGAAGGUAACCUCGCAGUCGGUGCGAUUCCCCUCUUGUCGGGCAUGCUGGAAAGUGAUCAGGAGCCGGCAGGAUUCUGGACAGCGGCCAUGAACAACGUCUGGAGAGACAACGUGGCCGUGACUGGAUCGGACGGCUGGUAUUUCCAGCUGCCCUUGGCCUUGGCGGGAUUUGCGGAGCUGAACUUCGGAGGGAGCACAGACGGCAAGCCCCAAACGGCUGACAGAGUGAACUCUAGGCCCGGCACGCCCAUCUCGCACAACAUGGACAUCUACAAGGCACCUACACUCUGA
Molecule: messenger RNA, 738 nt
Organism: Symbiodinium necroappetens
Lineage: Eukaryota; Dinophyceae; Suessiales; Symbiodiniaceae
Source: the annotation of a GenBank genome assembly